UGUGACGCAGAGGGAUUACACCAGCGUCGCUGCAGAGAGGGUGGAGUGAAAAACGUAAAAACCGGUCCUGCCAUCAAGGAACGCCAAAAACAUUAAUAGAGCCGAAUUCACGCUGAAGGAGCCGGUCUGCGUCACGUUUAACCAUGCUCUCCAUGUCAGACUUCAUAUCUGGUGUCAGCUAUGACGAGUGUAAAGCCACAGCUGACUGGCUGAUGUCCAACACACAAGUGCGGCCGACUGUGGGGAUCGUGUGCGGUUCAGGGCUAGGCGGACUGGCUGAGAUGCUCAAAGACCCUCAGGUCUUCAAAUACAGCGACAUUCCCAACUUCCCCCGGAGCACAGUGCACGGUCACGCUGGACAGCUGGUGUUUGGAACACUAAAAGGAAAGCCGUGUGUUUGCAUGCAGGGCAGGUUCCACCUGUACGAGGGCUACCCCAUCCAGAAGAUCACGCUGCCCAUGCGCGUCUUCAAGCUAAUGGGCGUGGAGACGAUGAUCCUGACCAACGCCGCCGGAGGCCUCAACCAGGACUACAAAGUGGGAGACGUCAUGAUCAUCAAGGACCACAUCAACAUGCCGGGGUUUGCUGGAAUCAGCCCGCUGGCUGGACCAAAUGAUGACAGGUUCGGAGUCCGCUUCCCCUGCAUGUCUGACGCCUACGACCGCGAGCUGCGUCAGCUGGCCCUGGACGUGGCGUCAGAGCUGGGAUACAGCGAGUUCUUGAGGGAGGGAGUGUACUGCGUCCUGGGAGGUCCUUCCUUCGAAACUAUCGCUGAGUGUCGCAUGAUGCACAGGCUAGGCGCUGACGCUGUUGGGAUGAGCACCGUCCACGAGGUGAUCGUCGCCCGCCACGCCGGGAUGCGUUGCUUCGCCCUGUCGCUGAUCAGCAACCGCGCGGUGAUGGACUACGACAGCCAGGAGAAGGCCAACCACGAAGAAGUCCUGGAGACGGGCAGGCUGAGGGCCGAGCAACUGGAGAAGAUGGUGUCCACCAUGGUGGCUCGGCUGGAGCACAACAACAACUCCUACUGAUCAUGAGACUGAGACCUGGUCGUAGGUCAGCUGUCGUCCUGCUUUGCCUCUGCACCACAGCUAGAGAUUUUAUUUUAUUUUUUAAAUGCUUGUUAGAACGCUAAAAAAACUAGUUUUUAACCGCCAUGAUGGUUUUACUUCUCGGUAAAAUAGUUUCUUAGCUGAACCUAAUCUUUUUUUGUUUCCUUUUGAUUGUAACUUUAAGUCUUAAAAACUCUGGAGACCGGUCCACGUUUUUUUUUAUACACUCCUCUAUCAGCAACGUUUACAUAUUGAAGUUUAAUGUGACUGCACUUCAGUGCAAUAGUUCCAAGUCCUGCUGUGACUAUAGUAUACUGUAUUAAGCAGACUAGUGUUUCAGUGAAACAGCUUCAUAUUUUUCUAACUUAAUAACUUAAAGUAUGAAUAUUUAUUGCUCCAGUUCUUUUACAUUCCCUGCUGUAAGUCAACAACCAAUAUGAAUGCAUUUAAUAUUCACAUUUUGUUUUUUAUGUGGAGGACCAACUCAUGCAUGUCUUUGUGAGAAAAAAGUGGAAAUGAUAAAUGCAUAUGGUUUGAAAGAUGUGUAAAAUGUUUAAAGAUAUUUAUACUGAAUGUAUUUAAGUAGUGUUUUUAUUUGCUAUGAUAAUAUAUCGAGUGUUGGACGGACAGAGUUGAAGAAAGGGAUUAUUUCUUGCAUGUUACCAAAGUAUGUGGAUGUGAUCAAAAUCUCCCUCCGUGUCUUAUCACUUUGUUAACAGACUCAGUUUCUGGAGGUACUUUACUAAAAACUGUACAAACUGUGGAUCUACUUUUUACAAUAAAAUGACUCAACUUGAAAACAA
This is a messenger RNA of Larimichthys crocea (large yellow croaker), 1855 nucleotides long. RefSeq names its product purine nucleoside phosphorylase 5b (gene pnp5b). Bases 144 to 1031 code for a protein of 295 amino acids. Gene Ontology annotation, biological process: nucleoside metabolic process. The record is from RefSeq and is a predicted model, not a curated record. The transcript has 6 exons. Gene Ontology annotation, molecular function: purine-nucleoside phosphorylase activity. Lineage: Eukaryota; Metazoa; Chordata; Actinopteri; Sciaenidae. Gene Ontology annotation, cellular component: cytoplasm.